AUGGGUGCAGACUCCGACAUCGUCCUCCCGGAGACGAGAAAUGCAAAGCCAUCAACUGUGGUGCCCACGAACAUCGAGAAGGAGCUAUUCUCUGUGAAAAAGUCGUCAAAAUCUCACACGAAUCAACCGUCCCACGCUACAGCCCUGCUUCAAGGCCUUCAAGCAGUUGGCAAUGGGCUUGAAAGCAUCGGGUCGUCGUUUGGAAAACAACCUGCCGACGGUGACAUGAGCAACAAGAUAUUGUUAGCAAUCGAAAAACAAACUGAGGCGAUGGCAAAGCAAUCCGAUCAAAUCACUGAGUUGCUCCAAUACAUCCUUCGCCGCGAAUCCAAUGUAGCUGAAUCUCAACAAUAA
This is a messenger RNA of Aphanomyces astaci, 354 nucleotides long. RefSeq lists its product as hypothetical. The record is from RefSeq and is a predicted model, not a curated record. The coding region runs from base 1 to 354 and encodes 117 amino acids. The transcript is spliced from 2 exons. NCBI's taxonomy places the organism in Eukaryota, Oomycota, Saprolegniomycetes, Saprolegniales, Verrucalvaceae.